Molecule: messenger RNA, 878 nt
Organism: Populus euphratica (Euphrates poplar)
Lineage: Eukaryota; Viridiplantae; Streptophyta; Magnoliopsida; Malpighiales; Salicaceae
Product: ubiquitin-conjugating enzyme E2 10
Exons: 5
Coding region: 144-590 (148 amino acids)
Source: RefSeq, a predicted model, not a curated record
UCCUUUAAUUUCAUUCUUUCAUUUUCUUCUCUCUAUCUCUAUUUUUCCUCUGAACAACCAAAUCUCAUAAAUUAUUUUAAAAAAACCCGUUAUUUUCCCGAAGGAGGAUCAAUCCGGUUUUUGCAGGUGAAGAAGAAGAAGAGAUGGCAUCGAAACGGAUCUUGAAGGAAUUGAAAGAUUUACAAAAGGACCCCCCUACUUCAUGCAGCGCCGGUCCUGUUGCUGAAGACAUGUUUCAUUGGCAAGCAACAAUUAUGGGUCCUCCAGAUAGCCCUUAUGCUGGUGGUGUUUUCCUAGUUACUAUUCAUUUUCCUCCAGACUAUCCAUUUAAGCCUCCCAAGGUAGCAUUCAGAACAAAGGUAUUCCACCCAAAUAUAAAUAGCAAUGGAAGCAUUUGCCUGGACAUUUUGAAGGAGCAAUGGAGCCCUGCUCUAACCAUAUCUAAGGUGUUGCUCUCAAUCUGUUCUUUGUUGACGGAUCCUAACCCCGAUGAUCCACUGGUGCCGGAGAUUGCUCACAUGUACAAGACCGACAGGAACAAGUAUGAGACAACUGCAAGAAGCUGGACCCAGAAGUAUGCAAUGGGCUAAACAACGGACCUGUGGUGUGUGCAAUGGAGAGCCCCUCCCCCCUUCUCUUUGUUUCUUUCCCCUAUGUAUCCAUGCUUGCUGCUUGUUCUCUCUUCAUUGUAAACGUGGGCAAAACUGGCCCUCAACAACGUCCCAAAUUAAAGAAGAAACGACUGUGUUUCUUUCCGUCCCAUGGAUUAAUCUGACACCAUGAAUCGUGUCAAAUUUAGUGUGUCUCCUUGUAACCUCCAAAAUCUUUAGUGGGUUCUCCUGCUUGUAUGAUUAUUUCCUUCCUUCUUUUGUUUUGCC